AUGAAAUUCACUACCUCGCUUCCUUUGUUGAUGUUGUUGGCUCCUCUGUGCCUUGAACAUGUAAACGCCUUUCAAGUUCGUCCACGUUCCUCCUCCUCUUCAACAACAACAACAACAACAACAACAACGACAACGCAAUUGGCCGCCAGUGGAACGACCUCUCCCAUGGUACUUCAAGCCGGAGGUGGCAUUCCAUUGGUCCCUGCAGGAGAUCGUCUCUUGUUUGAUCCUGCACAAGAAGGAAUGUUGGGAGGCACCCAAUCUCUGAAUGACCGAUUGACCUCUGGUUCCAACUACCAAUAUGGCUAUUUGAACGACGCUGCGGCAUCUCCCAUUAACAUGACUGAUGUCAAUAUUAAUGUCAAGGAAUGUCAAGGCUGGCUCGAAGACUUGGGUGUUCCAGGACCCUUUGCCAAGGCCACUGCACCCGUCUCGGCCACGGUACUAGGAAGAACCAAGUUGAUUGAAGAUUCGGCACCCGGGGACAUUCAACACGUCAUUCUCAAGUUGCCAGAAGGCUUUCAUUACGUCGAAGGACAAUCGCUUUCGGUCAUUCCUCCUGGAACCGACCCCAAGACUGGCAAGGCCAACAAACCACGUCUGUACAGCAUUGCCUCGACUCGUUACGGUGAUGUCUUGGAUGGAUCUACCGUCAGUCUCUGUGUGCGUCGGGCCGAAUUUUUCGAUCCCGUCAAUGGCCUCAAAGACGAUGCCAAAAAGGGCGUCUGCAGCAACUUUUUGUGCGAUGCCACCCCUGGAACCACCUUUCAAGUGGCCGGUCCCGUCGGAAAGACCAUGCUGCUCCCCGAAGAUCCCACGACCGAUAUCAUCAUGGUCGCCACCGGAACGGGCAUUGCCCCCUUUCGAUCCUUUUUGCAUCGACUCUUUGUCGAAGAAACCGUGGCCCGUCAUCAAUUUCAAGGACGCGCUUGGUUGGUCUUGGGAGUUCCCGUCACGGGCGGUCUGCUGUAUCCUCAAGAAUUUGCCGCCAUGCAACGAAAUGCCGUUGCUGGUGCUGCUGGUGCUGCUGGUGGGUCGUCGUUGGAAGUUACCUAUGCCAUUUCCAGAGAAAUGCAAAAUCAACAGGGUGGCAAGUUGUACGUCCAAGAUGUCUUGGCGGAACGUGCCGAUGAUCUCAUGGAACGAUUGGACAAUGGAGCACACAUCUUCUUUUGUGGUCUCAAGGGGAUGAUGCCAGGCAUUCUAGAGGCAUUGGAACAAGUGGCAAUCUCAAAGGGAUUGGAUUGGUCCACCAAACUCAAGGAAUACAAGGCCAAUCAUCAGUGGCAUGUGGAAGUGUACUAA
This is a messenger RNA of Cylindrotheca closterium, 1305 nucleotides long. NCBI's taxonomy places the organism in Eukaryota, Bacillariophyta, Bacillariophyceae, Bacillariales, Bacillariaceae. The record is from the annotation of a GenBank genome assembly.